Schistocerca nitens (vagrant locust) is the source of this 1698-nucleotide messenger RNA. Its product is annotated as putative ankyrin repeat protein RF_0381. NCBI's taxonomy places the organism in Eukaryota, Metazoa, Arthropoda, Insecta, Orthoptera, Acrididae. The record is from RefSeq and is a predicted model, not a curated record. Bases 1 to 1542 code for a protein of 513 amino acids. Gene Ontology annotation, cellular component: nucleus; cytoplasm. Gene Ontology annotation, molecular function: protein binding. The transcript has 3 exons.
AUGCCCGCCAAUAUUGUCGGCUGCAUGAUACGGCAGUUCAUAAUAAUGUGUUCAGCUGAUAAAGAUGUUAAGGAUGCUUACUUCAGCGUCUCUCCAGGAAAGUACACUAGUCAAUCGGCAGAAAUUAAAGCUCUGUCUGCCAAGCAAGACGAUCAGGCUGCCAAGCAAGAAGCUCAGGCUGCAAAACAAGAAGCUCAGGCUGCCAAGCAAGAAGCUCAGGCUGCAAAACAAGAAGCUCAGGCUGCCAAACAAGAAGCUCAGGCUGCCAAGCAAGAAGCUGAGGCUGCCAAGGAAGAAGCUCAGGCUGCCAAAUUCACAAGGGAGAUGGAGAUAUCAGAGGAUCAGCUGUCUAUAGAAGAAGUGAGACAAUGGACGCCCCUACGCUUUGCUGAGGAAACAUGCGCUUGGACGUGGGUCGAGAAGUUUCUGCAGAGAGGCGCCCCUCUGAGAUAUUUGGAAGCAACAAGGAGGAAGCUCCAGAAUGUGGACUCGGCAACAGAUGUAGUGAGGACAGCGUGUGUCACAGGUCUGUUACAUCUUCUGCAGUACGUCCUCUCUGUUGAUCCCUCUUUAGCAAAGGUAAGACUGGACACAGAAGGUACGACGCCGCUGCACGUGGCCGCCGCCCACAGACGAGUCGCAGUGGUGCGUGUACUCGUCGAUGCAGGCGCAGAUAUCGACUGCAAAACCGGCAACGGUCGGACACCACUGCACGUCGCAGCAUCGGUGGGUGCUGCAGACACUGUGCACAUCUUGUUAAAAUAUGGAGCCUACUUGAAGGAGACAGAUCGAGAUGGGAAGACUGCCAUGCAGCUAGCAACGGAAAAUGGUCAUUUGCACAUUGCUAAGUCGAUGGAAAUCCACGGAGGAAAUGUGAACAAGAUUAUGCGUGACUUGGUUAGGGCAGGUCAGGCAGGAGAUGUGAAGACUGUGCGGGAGCUUUUGCCAUUGAGCACUCACGCAGGCCCCGGGGAGUGGACGCAUCUCCACUGGGGGACUAUAAGGGGCACCGCAACUCUAUUGAACGCGUUCUUGGCUGCGGGGAUGGACCCGAACGUGAGCGACAGGCAUGGGAACACUCCGCUGCACAUCGCAGCCGCCAGGCGUCCACCAGCCUUCAGCGCCGCCCUCAUCGCUGCCGGCGCCGACAUCGACGCCGCUGACUCCACCGGCUCCACGGCGCUGCACUACGCGGUGCGCACGGGGAACAUCCCCACUGUCCGUCUGCUGCUGGAGUCUGGCGCUCGGCACGACGUGAGGGACAACGGCGGAGACAGCCCACUGCAUCGCGCGGUCUCCAGAGGCUCGUUGGAAACUGUAAGCGCGCUGCUGGAGGCUGGAGCCAGAACGGAUGCCAAAGACGCUCAGGGAGAGACGCCCUACGAUCUCGCGCGGAGGUACGGCUACACUGACUUGCUGAGACUGCUUCGUCUUAUGCCCUCAGGUAGGGAACAGGCACUCGUGAAGAAACCCCGGGUGGCGCCCCACAGCUGCUUGGGCACCCCAGCUUGUUGCAGAUACUGUAGUCCACCCCGUGAUUAAAAAGAUGAUAAGCCAUUAUCAUUGAUGGUAACAGAGAAUUUUCAGUUAGCAGGAAGGAAAAUCGUAGGUGAUGUCUGACACUUAGACAGGAGGACUGGGAUAUCGUGAACACGUCCGACUGCUGUUUUCCAGAGGAAUGAGAAGUCAAUUUUAGGC